UAUUACUUCUCUGAUAAUCAUAAUUAACAUUGAUCACCAUGUACUCCUGUCCUCCUAUGCCAUCUGCACCCUGUCCUCCACCAUGUCCACCUCCUCAGCCAUCGUCUGGGGAUUCUUCAUCAAAAUAUUACCGAGAAAUUGGAACAGCCAUGAUUGGUAACCAACUGAUAAUUCGUAUAGAAAGAGACAAGUCGAAAUCGAAGAGAAAUCGAGACUGGGAUCCUCCUUGCGAUUGUGAUAUGAUUGAGAUCCAGAGACCAACGAAUAAGGAAGGACCAAAGAUACUGAAAGGCGGCAAUAACAAUAGAAUCGUGUUUCGUAUACAAUCCAAGUCACAAAUAUCGAAAAAAACUGAUAACGAUGACAAGGCUCAAGCCAUUACUUAUGAGAUGGGUCGGUGCAGUGGUGGUCCCAACACUAAUGAUCAGUGUAGAACUUUCACUAUUUAUCCUGUGAUGAAUAGUUCAACAGACGCGCAGGAAGUACAUACAGAUCGUGUUACUGAAGGAAAUGAAAAUGUGUUCAUGUUGAAAGUGAAGAAGAAGACAGAUUCCAUCGAGGAGCCGAAGAACAACAUCGAAGUAGAGGUUCGAACACCGAUACCUCCAACUCCGCCAUCAACGUGACCAGGAAGACUUAUCAGUAAAAUGAUUUACAUUUACCAUUUUUGUAAAAUUAUGACUUGUUAUGUCAUAAUUCGAUCGAGGAGCCGAAGAAGAACUUCGAUGCUGAGAUUUGAACACCAAGAUUUGCAACUUCGCUAUCAACGUGACCAGGAUCAACGCAAUCUGGAAUAUUUAUCAGUAGAAUCUACAUCUUUAAAAGAAAAUCAGAAGAAAGAAAAUGAAAUUGAUUAAAAACAAAUAUAAUCUCUUUCCAUUAUCAUUAAAUCUUCAAGGCAACAUAUUAACGUCGUA
This is a messenger RNA of Osmia lignaria (orchard mason bee), 917 nucleotides long. RefSeq lists its product as uncharacterized. The record is from RefSeq and is a predicted model, not a curated record. NCBI's taxonomy places the organism in Eukaryota, Metazoa, Arthropoda, Insecta, Hymenoptera, Megachilidae.